This is a messenger RNA of Austrofundulus limnaeus, 7781 nucleotides long. It is a transcript of the gene zbtb16a, whose product is annotated as zinc finger and BTB domain containing 16a. The transcript has 7 exons. Lineage: Eukaryota; Metazoa; Chordata; Actinopteri; Cyprinodontiformes; Rivulidae. The record is from RefSeq and is a predicted model, not a curated record. The coding region runs from base 194 to 2170 and encodes 658 amino acids. Gene Ontology annotation, biological process: regulation of transcription by RNA polymerase II. Gene Ontology annotation, molecular function: RNA polymerase II cis-regulatory region sequence-specific DNA binding; protein binding; DNA-binding transcription factor activity, RNA polymerase II-specific.
AAAGGAGUUAGUGCGUGUUGAGUGAGAGCGGGUACUGCGAACUGCCUUACUAUGCUGUAGCCCCAAUCCCCGUCCACUACACGGAGUCAGAACCUGCAACUUAGGUUUCAACUUGUUUACAAAGACAGUUAAAAACUCUCCUGAGUGGGGAAAACAAGCCUCAUGAGUCGGCCUCGUGGAUUGCAUCGACAUAAUGGAUUUGACUAAAAUGGGUAUGAUCCAGCUCCAGAACCCCAACCAUCCCACUGCCCUCCUGCAGAAGGCCAACCAGAUGCGUCUGGCUGGGACUCUGUGUGAUGUUGUCAUCAUGGUCGACAGCCAGGAGUUUCACGCUCACCGGACUGUGCUAGCCUGCACCAGCAAAAUGUUUGAAAUCCUCUUCCACCGCAGUAGCCAGCAUUAUACCCUGGACUUUCUUUCACCAAAGACUUUUCAACAAAUUUUGGAGUAUGCUUACACUGCCACGCUCCAGGCCAAGGUGGAGGACUUGGACGAUCUCCUGUACGCAGCGGAGAUCUUAGAGAUUGAGUACUUGGAAGAGCAAUGCCUCAAAAUCCUGGAAACGAUCCAGUCCUCAGAUGAGAACGACGUGGAGGCCAGCGCUAAUGAUGGCAGCACAGAGGAAGACGAGGAGCGCAAAGGCCAAAACGGAGCCAAAAUCUCUAAAAAGCAUUCCAUGGAGAGUCCCUUUCUGUCGGGUGCCCAACAAGUCUCCAACAUGACCGGCAUAGUCGAGCAGAGUCCCUCCGUCUCCACCUCCUUCAAUAUCUCCAGCCUGAGUCCCACCAAAGCUGCUGUGGACAGUCUGAUGAGCAUCGGUCAGACUCUGCUUCAGCAGGGCUUUGGGGGUGCCAACCCCCACCACCUAAUGACUGAGAUCAAGACCGAAACGAUGCAGGUGGAUAUGGGCGGGAACGGCCACGACAGUCCUCAGAACAUGGAGUCCGGCGCCUCCAGCAACGGGGAGCGAAGUGGCGAGGACAGAAACCGAGACGGUCCCGGCACGCCGACCAGGAGCAGCGUGAUCACCAGCGCUCGAGAACUGCACUACGUUCGCGAUGAUAGCAUGGGCGACCAGCAAGCUGAGGUGAGCCAGAUGGGGCUGGAAGCGAUGGCGGGGAUGACUGAGAAACACCUGGCUUCACUAUACUCCUUACCUGUCAAUCAUAAAUCCGAUGGCAUGAUGUCGAUGCCGGUGUCCAUGGCUUCCGCUCUCCCCAUCUCCCCAGCCCUGGCUAUGUCUAUGGACUUCAGUACGUAUGGCGGACUCCUGCCUCAGAGCUUCAUUCAGAGAGAAUUCUUCAGCAAGCUGGGCGAGCUGGCAGUGGGCAUGAAACCAGAUGGCAGGAACCAGCAUGAGCGCUGCAACGUUUGUGGUGCCGAGUUACCAGAUAAUGAAGCUGUGGAGCAGCACAGGAAAAUGCACAGUGGAAUGAAGACCUACAGCUGUGAGCUGUGUGGGAAGAGCUUUCUGGACAGCCUCCGUCUACGAAUGCAUUUGCUGUCUCAUUCAGCUGGUGAAAAGGCCAUAGUUUGUGACCAGUGCGGCGCCCAGUUCCAGACAGAGGAAUCCCUGGAGGCUCAUCGGCAGAUCCACACUGGGUCAGACAUGGCCAUCUUUUGCCUUCUGUGUGGUAAGCGUUUCCAGACCCAGACAGCACUGCAGCAGCACAUGGAGGUGCACGCCGGCGUCCGCAGCUACAUUUGCAGCGAAUGCAACCGAACAUUCCCCAGCCAUACUGCACUCAAACGUCACCUCCGCUCACACACAGGGGACCACCCGUUCGAGUGUGAGUUCUGCGGGAGUUGCUUCCGAGAUGAGAGCACUCUGAAGGGCCACAAGCGCAUCCACACCGGGGAGAAGCCCUACGAAUGUAACGGCUGCGGGAAGAAGUUCAGCCUCAAGCACCAGCUGGAAACCCACUACCGUGUGCACACAGGUGAAAAGCCAUUUGAGUGCAAGCUGUGCCACCAGCGAUCCAGGGACUACUCGGCCAUGAUCAAGCACCUGCGUACCCACAAUGGCGCCUCGCCCUACCAAUGCACCAUCUGCCUGGAGUACUGCCCCAGCCUGUCAGCCAUGCAGAAGCACAUGAAGGGUCACAAGCCAGAAGACAUCCCCCCAGACUGGCGCAUAGAGAAGACCUACCUGUACCUCUGCUAUGUCUGAGAUGGAGAAAAGUGGAUGAAGAGGGGAAGAGGGUGGGGUUGAGAGGUAGGAGGAAUGUAAUGGAGUGGAUAGGAGGUCUUGAAAAUUGAGGAAUGUCAACGAGAAGAUGCUAGAAAAAGAAGGGUUUGUUUUCUCUUUUUUUAUUUACUUGCAAAAGCAGCAAUGAGCGGCUGUGUGGGGGAGAAAGGGCGGGAUCGUCAGGGCAGAAGUUAAAAAAAAAGAGAGGAAGACUUGGACACGGAGAGAAAGUCUCCACCAUUGUUCGGAUUCACCGGGUCAUUCACUACACCUGCAGUUGUGUUGAUGUUUCAGGUCAUUUCAUGCAGCGCCAUAACGCAAGUAGGCUGCAAGGAAGUGACUCUUUGGAUGCUGCUGCCACGUUGGUGAGAGAGCAGAUUCUCAAGGGCUAUCUGACCUGCACAUUCUUGUAUCCAAACCAAAUUCUUCCUUCAAUUUUGUCCUCUUUCUAAUAUAGUUUCUUUUUUAAUUGGUGUGGAUUAUUUUAUGGUCUUGCUGUCUGAACUUUGGGGUCCUUUUAAUGACCACAACCCCAAAAUGCUUCAGGUUGCUACAAAUACGUAUCUUGGAUAAGAUCUAUUUUUCAAGAUARCCUGUCCAGAUUUUGAAUGAAAGGCUUUAGAUAACCAUGACAUUUUUUUUCUGUUUUAAAUACGUGUUUGUUCUGUCACCUCUCCUCUUCAAUGACCAAGAGGUUCCAGAAACCCGCUACUUAACCUGUCUUUGCAUAAAACCCUUCAGAAAUGUUCUGUAGCUGUGAGAUAGCCCCUGAGAAUUGGCUGAUUUAGAGCCUGUUGACGUAUGCAGUAGACGAUGCAGCUGAACUGGACUUGAGAGUAUUUAAAAAAACGCUGCAAACCAUCCAUUUUGGUUCUGAGCAGGGAAAAAUGCUAGCGCUGCUUUUUUUGUCGGAAAUCUCCCCAGUUUCUACGGCGGUCCCUCCUGGUUCCGCAUCUCCUUUCCGAUGAGGUUCUGCAGAGGCCCGAGUCGCCGCCGGCCACUCGCGGUUCUCCACAGAGAACCGAAAGGCUGACUCGCGUCACUUUCUUCUUGUCAUAUAUUAUUUUAGUCUCUUAUUUCUGCAUCGUAGUUUUAUCACGGCUUGAUUGCACAAGUAAAACAAACUACGACAACAGUCUCUGUUUGAUGUCAGCAAGGUAUAUAAAUCCUGCGUACAAAUAUAACUCGCUAUUACAGUAUCGCACAAUAAACCCAGCGUGGUCACUUAUUCAGCAAUAGAUAACUGGACUGCUUUUACUCACGCGCAUUUAUCCAGAAGACUAUCAGUAUCUCACACUAACUAUAAAGUACAUAAACUGACUCAGCAACGUUUUGACUGCAAUAGAUCUAUCAGUUCACCACAGCAGAGGAAAACGAUUUGGGAGAAGCUUGUUGUCUGUUUGAAUCCUGUGACUUGGACUUUAYUGGGGGAGUUGGAUUUGAAACAGAGCUGCGAAUGCCUCAGCUGUGCACCCUGACAUUUGUGCGAGUUGGGGGUGUGGUAAMGUUUAAAAGUUGUGGCUUGAACCCAGGCUGUGUUGAGCAGGUUAAUGCUUGUUCUUCGACGUCAGAAACCUACGAUUCCUGCUUUAGCCAACGAGUGGUUGAAAGAGAUUGAUUUUGUCUCCGACAGACAUUUCCCUGGUAACUGCUCGUGCUUUUUGUGCCUCGUGGUGGGSCAAAAAAACUCAAAAAUACCAUUAUUAUGUUAUAAAAAUAUACAAAUUAUGAGAACAUGCACUGAUUUGGUAUCCCUAGAUUUUGUCUUGUUACAACUUAUUUUCAUAUUCACACUGACUUAAAUUGGCGGUAAAAAUGCUACUUUUUUAUAAUUUUACACUUUUUUAGCCUUGAUUAUAUUCAGUGUGCAACUUUUUUUAAGUGUUUGCUGCAGAUUGAACUGCUUCUAGGGGUUAAAAAAAUAAAUUUUGGUAAAGGUGAGAAUUGGCGGGAACUUUCUGAUGUCUUUGUAAGACAGCAUUUAACCUGCGAGGCAWAGAGUCACGAGGAUUGUGGUUAAACCCAGAACAUGAACACAAAUCACAUCAUCUUCUAUGGAAAUGACAUAUCCAAACCACCGGUGGAGUUAAAAAAAAAACGGGGGGAAGUCACUGAUCAGAUGAGAUGCAGACAAGCAGCUAAAGACAGAAUAAAUCAACUCUCUUUCUGUGRUUUCGUCUGUGCGCUUCGUCUCUCGUCUGUUGUUGUUGUUGUUAUUAUCGACCUUGAGUUUGAGCUCAACACAUCGUACUUGAAUUACCUCUUUUUGUGACCUCAUGUUUCUUGUCAUGUUAAUUUCCCUUUUGUUUCAUUUGUACAUUUUUACCGUUUUCGUUUCGUUUUGUUUUGGUAAGUGCAUGUCAGAAGAUGCAUUCAAAAAUGUGAUGAAGCGGAGAGUACGCGGAAAAAUUUAAGUGCCACAGAGAAAAGAUUUUGUUUGUUUGUUYGUCGUGUUUUUCUUUGUGCGUACUUGUUAACAAACUUGGUGAUAUUAACCCUGUUUGUGAAAGAACCAGAAGGUUUGGUCAUUUUAGUUUGUUUGUUUUUUUUUUUAAAAGCUACCUCUAAGUUGAUUUUGUGUUUCUUUUUUUUGGCCAAAACACAUAUCUUUGUGUGUGCGUGUUUGUGUUUUGCAUUGUUUGUCAAUGCUACUUCAUCUCAUGCUUUUUUUAUUGAUUUAUGAUUGUUUUUUCAGAAAAAAAAUGUAUAUAAAAGGGUAAUAGAUUAAAAAAACGUAGAGGUGAAGAGGACGGGAAAAGUCUUUUGAACGGACGUUUAUUCUUCUCUUACAGUCUCCCUUUGCACCUCCGAUAACAGAAGAGCAGAGGGGAAAUUUWAAAAAAAAGCAAUUUUGAAGCCUUAAAGUGACGAGUAAGAGGGACGUGGCAGACCAGACAAAGUACUUUUGCUUUUUACGAGUGUUUAAAAACAAGAAUUUAAACUUGAAAAUAUGUGAAUAGAGUUGUAGUUUUGUAAUGUGAAAAAAAAAAAACCCGACAACAAAACAAAAAAACAGAAAGUUCGUCACGAACGCUGCACCGCACACGACAGGUCAUGUUUGCAGUGAUGCAGAAAGCGUUGGACAAUUGGAGCUGCAAGUUGUAAUAAAAAAAACUUAAAAAAAGACAAACCAGAAGGUUAAAAAUAGAGAUUCUCUCAGCAGAAAAGCGUGUUCCUGAACAAGAGCCAACAGAGGCAAUUUGAUAUAUAAAAAUUGUGAUAUUUUUGUAUUGAGUGUCAGUCCUUUUUCCAUUUGUGGAGGGUUAAAGCAGGGCACAAAUUUUUGUAUUUCUUUUUUUAUUAUUAUUUGACUAGUUUUUUUUUUCCUCUCUCUGGGUGUGAAUCAUUUUGCCUUGCUCCUCUUUGAUAUUGUUGGACAAAAAAAAAUUGUGUGUGAAAAUAUUGUAAUAAUAAGUGUUGCUUUCUGGAUGUCGAUUGCAUUGUAGGUGAAGGACUAAAUCUAUCCAUCACAAAUUUUUUCAAGUGUGUUUAAGUGACAAAUAUAAAAAAAGAGGUUAAAAACUAUAAGGAAAAAAAAACACACUGGCAGUGAGACUCUGCUGAAACCGACCAAUUAGUACUUGUCAUUCAGAUUUUUUUUCAAUCAAACUUUACUGUCGACAUAUUUUGUUUCCUUUUUUGUACUUGAAAGAAGAAAAAAAAAGAAGGGAUGGCAUGUCCCGUGGUGUCUUGCCAUUUUAUUCUCAAACACUGUGAGCUGAGGGGGCUUUGUCGCCCUCGGAUAAUAUCCACCCACUAUAAUAUACCCAGUCACGGUUCAGUCUGAACGCCACAAUGCAAGACCUGCUCAGCCGCAUUAUUCUUAUCAUCGUCCUCUGAAUGUUUUCUACUUUUUUGUGUGGAUGAAAAGUGCGCAAACAGAGUGUGUAACCGUCUGAGUGUGUGUGUGUGUGUGUGUGUGUGUCAGUGGAAAAAAAUGCACUAAUCAGAUCAGAUACAAAAUAAAAUGAUAUUCUAUGCCACUUUUUUCUGUUUUAAAAUAUAAAUAUAUAUAAGUAUAUAUAUACACAUUGGCAUCGAUAUAGUUCUUCCCUCAGUGUUCCUCCAUGUUUCUGUAAUAUCGUCGUGCCUAAAAUGGAAACUGUUCGACAAAAAGAUCAAUUUAUAUCUGCUUACUUUUCUGUAUUUUUCAGAAGAAAAUAAACAAAUGUUCUCAUUUCCAGCACCCCGGGGAUGUCAUGAAGCUCAAAUUAUAACAUGAUUUUUUUUUUCUCAAGCAGGGUUAGAGUUCUUUUUCAAGGACUGCAAUAAAACCCUUUUUGCUAUUGAAAUAGCGACUGCGUUCACGUCUCUUUUUGAGUUCUGCUUUCUGUGAUUGGCAUCUAAAAACAGCACAAAAUAUUGGUUAAAAAAAUWGGAGGCAACAAAAGAAAACCCUCCUAAAAUAUGGAAAGAUAACAGUGGCAAACAAAAUUGUCUUUAUUGUUUUUAUUUUUUGUUUGUUUGUUUUGUUUUGUUUUAAGCAAUUGAAACCCGAGGUUUUGUUUUCUGUAUUUCUUUUUUAGUACGUUUGUCUGCAACAGGUUUGCAGACAAAAGCAAUAUUUUCUUUUUAAAACAUAAUAUUAAAAAAAGAAAACCUCCACUUGGACAUGUUUGCAUUAGGGUUUUUUUUCCCUUCUGCCUUUUUUUAAAUGCAUUUUUUAAGGGAUGUUAAAUUGAUUAGAGAAGAAUCAUGGCAUCCCUGGAGCUGGCACUCUGUGUUUUGGUGUGGUGUUUCUAGAACAAAGUAGCCAUUUCAUGCAGUGUUGCAAUGCAUGUGCCAUCAAGGUCUAGACUAAAACUGUUUGAGUAACAAAGCACCAAGACAUUGUAUUUUUUUAUAUUAGCACUGAGGACCAAUUGCCCUGUCGGACCAAGCGUAACAAAGCUUUUUUUAUGUAACAAAGCUUUUUCUCUCUGUCUCUCUCUGGCUUGUCUGUGCAACUUUUUCUCCUCCAUUGUCGUGACAGCACAAGUGCCAGUCAAGUUGCUCUGUAUUAAAAAAAAAUAGUGUUUUUAUUAUGAUUUCUUUUAGUUUUUGUCUACCUCAGCACCUAAUCUUAGCCUAAUCUUAGAAGGUGCCCAUAUUUUUUUGUUCUGUUGUUGUCAGUUGUAAAGAAAAAAAAAAGAUGUUUUUGAAAUUUGCAUUCGAGCUUUGCAAAGGUCCUUUGUCUUUUCCAGCGACAACGUGCUAUUUURUUUUUCUCCCCCCUCUUCCCCUCUUUGUGGCAGUACGUUUCCUGUUAAACUGUGGCACCAAUCUAUAGCCACCGUCUGUUGAUAUAGAGGUUGUUCUUUUUUUUGUUUUUUCUGUUUCUUUCCAUGUAGAAUCAGACACAUCUCUGUAACAUUUCAGUGUUCUCUGAUGGAGUGUGAAAAAAAUUAAAAGGAAAAUAAAAGAUUUAAUGCUGCAGGUUCUCUUCUCCAUGUUGUCAGUAAAGUCAAUGUUGUGCCUUUGAUAGUGAAAAUAUACAAAUUUCUCUUUUUUUAAGAAAAAAAGAUCCUACUAACAGUAGAUUGUUUAUUGUAGUGGAUUUUUUUUGUUUGUUUUUUUUCUAUUUAUGGGUUUCAAUAAAAAUCAAAUCAUGAUG